AUGCAUCCUCCCCCGCUCCUCGGUGUGGGCGUUGUUGAUCUGCUCGAGUCCGACCCCCGACCGAGCUUCGUUGUUGCGCUACCAACUUCAUUCAAGGACCCCGCGCUUGCCGAGGUUGUCUACAGCAAUCCGGCUCUGGUGAGCAAGCCUGCCCUUUUCGAGGUCCUAGGAUCACUAUCAAGCCGCGACCACACGAGAUUCUGGGACUGGAUCACUGCCCAAGGCGCCAACCCACCACAAUCCUUGUUGUAUAACAACCACUUUUGGACUCGGAACACCUUGCUUUCCAGAUGGGUUGUUGUGAGCUCCAACGAUUUCCCAAUCUCCUCAGAACCUCCGAGAAAGAUUCGCCUGGAUGGUUCGAGAGGCAGAGAAUCUAGCAGCGGUAUCUUGCAUCCGCAUACUUCAACCGUGCCCUCAGUGCCUUCGGUAGAGUCGUCCGCAGAAGACUUGUCCUAUCCCCGGAUAGUUCGAGCAACCACCGAGCCGCCUAUAGUCCUACCGGAUUUUAUGCCAGACCAAGAGCCUUUUCUCGAUAUGGUUGAUAGCGUUGACUGGAGCGCGACUCCCCUGGGUGCUAUGGACCGGUGGCCAUCGCUGCUUCACCAGUCUUAUAGCCAGAUUUUAUGCAACUCUCAGCCAACAGCAAUCUACUGGGGCAAGAAGCUCACAACAGUCUACAAUGAGGCUUAUGGAGAGAUGAUAGGGGCAAGACACCCCAACCUUAUGGGCCAUUCUGUGACUGAAGUUUUCCCUGAAAUCACUGAUCAGCUCAGAGAUAUGAUGGAAAAUCCCGGACAAAGUCGUCGCGCGAGCAACGAAGAGGCAUUCCGCUUUUUCCUCGAAAGACCCGAAGGAUCAUCCCUCGAGACGUACCUAAAGUGGUCGAUCGUACCGGUCAUGCAGAACGGCGAAUGUCUUGGCUUCAUCCACUUGAUAUCGGACACGACUCUAUACCACCUUUUCCGUCGGCGAAUUCAGAUGCUCGUCAACAUGGGCGAGGAGCUCGUCACAGCCAAGGACGUUAAAUCCUAUUGGAGCAAGCUGAUCGAAGAGCUCUCCGAAUGCGAUCCCGCUUACGAUAUACCCCUGGCGAUGCUCUACUCGAUUGAGUGUGAUGGUUCGUCACAUGCUGGAAGCGAGUCGCGGCACGAUUGUAAUCAUGUUUGUCGUCUCGAGGGCGCGCUAGGUGUCCCAGAAAACCAUCCCAUCAUGCCCGAGACCCUGCGACUGAAAGACACCGAUGCUGGUCUGGCGCCACAGUACCGAGCUGCUCUGCGCAGCCACGAGCCGCUGAUUAUCAGCACAUCAGACGGCAGUCUGCCCCAAGAAUUACUGACUGGCCUGCAGUGGCGUGGAUUUGGCGAUCCCUGCGAAGCUGCUAUUGUCUUGCCCAUUAGACCCACAAAGGAGGAGGAAGUCAUGGGACUGCUUGUGCUGGGCCUCAACCCCCGACGACCUUACGACGAUGCAUAUACCCUCUACAUCCAGUUGCUAGCCCAGAAGCUUACGACAUCUCUGGCUUGCACGGUCUUGUUAGAGGAGGAGCGACGUCGAGGACGGAAUGCUGCCGAGCAGGCCGCAUACGAUCAGGCCAUGCUGAAAGAAAAGCUCGCCUACCAGACUAAGGAAGCCACAGAGUACACACGGCUAUUCCAGACAGUUUCGGACUUCAUACCCAACGGAUUCUCCCUUGGGGAUCAUCAAGGGAACAUAACAUUCGCAAACGGCCUGUGGUACCGCAUAACAGGACAUCCUGAUGAAGGCGGUUCUUUCUCUUGCGUGUUGGAAGCAGACCGAGAAAAGAUUCGCGAGGCAUACAAAGAACUGCAGACCAAGGAUGAAGUCGAAUUUGAGUUCCGCGUCACAGGAACGGAACACACCAAUCGCAUGCUGGCAAGGAGAUCGCCCUUCAAAGCCGACGUAUACAGCGAUCUUGACGAGGAUCUGGAACGUUUUGUAAUGGCUCAGGCAAAGGCUGAACGAGCGACUGACGGAACCAUCAUUCGGACUUUCACUUGCCUGACAGAUGUCACCGCACACAAAAGGACGGCCGACGAAGCCACCAGGAGGGCUCAACAGGCAGAGAAUCUGAAGAGGAUGGCUGAGCUUGCCACUGUUGGUAUGUUCGAUAUGGACACCGGAGGACGUCUGCUCGGGGCAAACAACGUAUUUUUCGAGUUAUCUGGGAUAGAGAAGGUGGACCUUUUGCAACACGAAGUACGGCCAUGGGAAGUCUCGGUUGUACAAGACGACAUUCAGACUCUGAGCGAGAGCGUUGCGCGACUCGUAGCGACGAAAAAGCCCCAGUCAGCUGAGAUACGCCUCAAGACCACAUGGACAGCAGAGGAUGCUGGAGGGAACCAGAUCACAGCGCCCAGAUGGGUACACAUCACCCUGAUGCCAGUAUGCAAUUCAGAUGGCAUCGUUCAGUCGUUUACUGGCUGUGUCAGCGACGUCUCAUUGCAAAAGUGGCAACUGGAGUUGGAAACUCAACGCACCGAGGAGGCAAUCGACUCGAAACGGCAACAGGAUAACUUCAUCGACAUGACUUCCCACGAGAUGCGAAACCCGCUCAGCGCCAUCGUUCACUGUUCAGACGCCAUCAUUGCCUCACUUGCGCGAUGCGAGGAGCUUGUCGACCGGCCUCCUACUCCGAAGGCAGCUAAAUCUGAUGAAGAAGGCACUGACAAACACUUUGAUAUCAAGCAGCUUCUUUCGGACAGUAUCGAGAAUGCGGAGACGAUUGUUGCCUGCGCACAGCAUCAGAAGCGGAUUGUGGACGACAUCUUGACAAUGUCCAAGUUGGACUCUAAGCUCCUAGCCGUCACUCCCUGCACGGUCAAUCCCGUUCAGAUUGGCGAGGAGGCUAUCAAGAUGUUCGACGUAGAGGCUCGUCGUGUUGAUAUUGACCUCAAGAUGACUGUGGAUAAAUCGUAUCGGGAGCUGGGUCACGUUUAUCUUGAUCUUGAUCCCUCCCGCGUCAAACAGGUCCUCAUCAACUUACUUACAAACGCUCUCAAGUUCACAAAGUCCGGAUCAAUCAGGAAUGUGUCCGUCUGCAUGAAGGCAUCGCGACAACGGCCGACGGACGAGACGGCACCAGUCACCUUCAUUCCCCGAUCCUGCAAAGAAGAGUCAGAGUACGAGCAGCCUGCUCUCAACAAUCGCAGAGACCCAGUCUACAUCAUGUUCGAAGUCAAGGACACCGGCCAGGGUCUCUCAGAAGAUGAAAAGUCAAAUCUCUUCAAUAGGUUCGUGCAAGCGAGCUCGCGGACUCAUGUCAAAUACGGUGGAAGCGGAUUGGGGCUAUUCAUCUCGCGACGCUUGACAGAGUUGCAAAAGGGUGCUAUCGGUGUGUCCAGCUUGCCAGGGGUGGGGUCCACGUUUGCAUUCUUCAUCGAGGCAUACGUGCCAACAGAGUCGUCGCGGAGGGAAGCCGAAUCUGCGGCUGCGGCUGUGAGAAUGACGACUCUGGCUACUGCUGCAUCAAGCACGCCAUCCACGAUGCCGCGGAUUAGAGCCCCCACAAACGACCAGAAGGCACCUGGCUCGCGACCGAAACCUAAGAGCUACGACCCCCGGCUGGAUGGGAUUCUUGUCGUGGAGGACAACCUAAUCAAUCAGCAAAUAACCCGUCGCGGCUUGCAGGAUAGGGGGUUCACUGUCGACGUAGCCAAUCACGGAAUCGAGGCUCUAGAACGACUCAUGCAGUCCAUGUCCCUGCAGAAGCAAGAUGACCCAGAGUACUUUACUCACAGCAACUCGAGUCCUCAGGGGCCUGCCGUAUCGAUCAACCUUAUCCUCAUGGACAUAGAGAUGCCAGUGCAGGACGGGUUGACAUGCACGCGGCGAAUCCGAGAACUAGAGAAGGAAGGAAGAGUGUUUUGUGCGAGCGGUGGAAGAAUCCCCAUCAUCGCCGUCAGCGCCAAUGCAAGGCCGGAGCAGAUGCAAGACGCCAAAAGCGCGGGGUGUGACGAUGUGCUCGUCAAGCCUUAUCGGAUGCCGGAGCUAAUCGAGAAGAUGCAAGUGGUAGUCCGGCGAAUGGGGGGUCUUUCACCUGGGUCGCCUUUACGAUAA
This is a messenger RNA of Colletotrichum costaricense, 4080 nucleotides long. Its product is annotated as hsp90-like protein. The coding region runs from base 1 to 4080 and encodes 1359 amino acids. Lineage: Eukaryota; Fungi; Ascomycota; Sordariomycetes; Glomerellales; Glomerellaceae. Gene Ontology annotation, molecular function: phosphorelay sensor kinase activity. Gene Ontology annotation, biological process: phosphorelay signal transduction system; phosphorylation. The record is from RefSeq and is a predicted model, not a curated record. The transcript has a single exon.